AUGGUAAAGAAGCGAAAAUCGGAGGCUUCACGGCUCGAUGAAGUCGAUCGAACCAUGUACGGCGCGUUUCGAGGAGCUGCUAAUUCGCUAUCUCAGCUCUAUACACAUGCCAUGAACCAUCAACGCGUCUCUUUCCUCGCCGGUGAACGUCGCGGGAUGGAGAAACUUUACCAAUGGAUAGUGAGACAAGAAGAAGAAGGAACUAGAGUAUCCACAGAUGAUAUUACUACCUACUUGCAGAAUGAGCUUGAAUAUGAGCCUGAGGAGACAUCGAUACCAUUCCCAAUGCAAGAGUUUCAUCAGCAUCAAUUCGCUCCACCAAACGUAAUUACUUCAGCAGCUGCAGCUCAUGUUCCUUCAAGUCACAUAGCACAACACUAUGAUGGUAACCAAGACAAAGUCCUGAUUCCACCAAUUGCUCUAUCAAGUCCGGUUCGUAGAACCCUUCAGGACUUCAACUUGUGUGAGGCUGCCUCUGGUAACCACAAUCCACACUCUACAGGACGUGACUCCUCUUACUGA
This is a messenger RNA of Microthlaspi erraticum, 522 nucleotides long. The record is from the annotation of a GenBank genome assembly. Lineage: Eukaryota; Viridiplantae; Streptophyta; Magnoliopsida; Brassicales; Brassicaceae.